UGAGACAAACAACGAGGAAGAGGAACAAAAUGGCGAUUGCAGCCUUCAUAUUUCCCAUCGCUUGCAGUUAUUUCCCAGUUGUGCGAGCCGGUUACACUCUAUGUUAUGACAACAAAUAUUGUCCAGAUGGGUACUACUGCUGCGGUGACCAAUGCUGUGCGUACGUCUGGUCAUACUGGUACUUCUGGUGUGGCCUGGCGUUCUUCCUGUUCGCUGUCCUGUCUGGGAUCAUCACGGCCUGCAAACGGUGCCGGGCAAACCGACGUCGACGGAACAUGCCGCCAAGAACGAUAACGUUUAACUUAACAGACACUAAUAACGGCAGUAGUAGUGCACAGCAGAUGACCAGCUACCCACCACCAGAAGUAAGCUCAGCCCUCCCACCGUAUUAUCCAAGGUCUACUACAACAGAUCACAGGACACCAGCAACACAAGCAGCUUCCAGGGAGCAAUGCGACAACCCCGGGUUGUUGUAUGAUGAAUUCUUGGCAGACCUGCGACCAAUUCGCCCUGGAGAGAAACCUCCGCCGUACUCCCUGUACCCACCCGAGUAUCACGGAGACCCGACAACCAUACCGUCCUCCCAGCUAACCUCUGGCCAAAACAACAGAGGCCAGCUGCAGCAUACGUAAACAUGUACUUCCCCUCUGUGAAAUAUCAGCGUCAAUAGCAACAUAUAAUUCCACAUGCUUACUUGCUUAAUUAACAUGUCCAUCAGUUGGCGACGAUAUCAGUCCUGGUUCAUUGUAUAUACAUGUACAUGUGUUCAUUUAUCACUUAUCAAUCAAAUCCUUUACUGACAGGUAGCUGUAAAAGAACAGUUCUAAUCAGAUUUAAUUCAAAAACAAUGUCCAGACUUAUUUAAAUUUCAAAGCAUUUGCAUUUCUAGGAUUUUUUUCGUGUUAGCUCUGACCUUAGACUUACAAUAUGUAAACCGAACAAUUGAGUGUUUUCAGUAGUAUCUGUGUAUGUACAAUUACAUGUUCAAGACUUGCUUCUGUUUUGUCUAGGGCAUAUUGACAAUCAUGUUUUUAGUUAUUCCAAGUGGCGUUAUGUUUUUGAUGACGUGUGUUUUUGGACAGGUUGACUACAUGUAAAUAAAGCUUGUGAUGCAUUGUGUGGUUCUCAAUGAAUGGAUUAUUGCUAGAAUUAUUAUCUUCUUGGCAUGAUUAGUUAAUAAUGAAAUGUCAUACGAUAAUCUAAAUUGGCUGGAAUUCCAUAUCUAAUACAUGUAAUAUCUUACAGAACAGUGUGUUGUUUUGUGUGCCUUGAUUAACAAUUUAACAAUAUGAUAUGCCAAAUACAUGUAGGUUCAUUUCAUGGCUCAAAGUUCAACAAAUUUGUCAUAUUGUUGCAAGUUGUAUCAUGAAAAGUAUAAAACCAAUACCUUCUCUAAGACUCAACAAACACAACACAACAAAACCCAACUCCCCAUUCACAUAUUUAUUUUAAAGCAUAAAAAGCACUACAUUGUGAUACCCUGAUUUGGCUAUAUUCUGCCAGGCAAAAGUGCUUUUCAUUAUUGAAAAAAAACUCCCAAUGUACCCAAAAUCCAAGCAAUAAUAUCCCUCAUAUAUAUUGCAGUUACAUAGAGAUAUAAAACAAUUGUGUGACAAGUAUAGCUGAACCCAAGAGGACAGUGACUAUGGACAAUAUUCCCCCCUAAUCAUACAUUUAGCAUAUUCCCUAAAAUACAAAUUAAUACUAAUCAUACUAAUAUUCAUUACUCUUGCAGCAAUCAUCAGGCCCUAAAGGCCAGUACUUAUUAAUGACUGAAACUUCCUUGGAUAAUCAUCAUUUCAGAUUUUUGUUCUGAUUAAUGAAAAAAAAAAAAUAGGCAUGAUUUCUGACAAUGAAUAUGAAAUAGAGUCACAUCCUUCCCUUAGAAUGUUCUGUGAAAUCAUUUGGCAAUUCUCUAGUACAUCAUGAUGUUAGUCUUGAAUAUCAUUCUGACUGAAUUCAACUACUGCAGCUAUUAGCCUUUUACAUUGAUCCUUCUCACCUAGUAUGGCAGCUAGGAGCUAAAUUUUCUGAAUUAUAACCGUGUGAUACACAAAUUAAGCAAUAUUGAUUAAACAUAUUAUCCUUGCUCCACUCUGUUCUACAGCAUUUCUAUGCAUUGCCAUUGAUACAAUUUACUACGUCAAACUAUGAUUACUUUGCAUUUAUCCACAAUUUUAAAUUCAUUGGUAUCAAUUUUCAAAUUACAUUCAACAACUACAAUGUGCUUGAAGACAAAAUUAAUUCUCUGUCUUAAGCAAAAAGAAAUUACA
Messenger RNA from Branchiostoma belcheri (Belcher's lancelet), 2273 nucleotides. RefSeq lists its product as uncharacterized. Lineage: Eukaryota; Metazoa; Chordata; Leptocardii; Amphioxiformes; Branchiostomatidae. The coding region runs from base 30 to 632 and encodes 200 amino acids. The transcript has 5 exons. The record is from RefSeq and is a predicted model, not a curated record.